AUGGAGAGGGCUGCGGUGUACCCUCUCGGCGUUUGGAUUGAAACGCCAGAUCCCACGCCGGCUUGCUGCAAGGUCGUAGCGUUGGGUCUCUUCCAUGCUUCGUUGAUGGAAGGGAAUUGGUGGAAACGCCGAGACAUCGCUGUCGUCCUCUUGGUUGUUGUGGUCUUCGCGGUGACCCUCUUCUUCGUGGUGGCUCUCAUGUCCACGGCGGCACUCUUCACGGCGGCCUACAUCUUCGCGGCGGCUCUCAUGUCCACGGCGGCACUCUUCACGGCGGCCUUCUUCUUCACGGCGGCCUUCUUCUUCACGGCGGCCUUCUUCUUCACGGCGGCCUUCUUCUUCACGGCGGCCUUCUUCUUCACGGCGGCCUUCUUCUUCACGGCGGCCUUCUUCUUCACGGCGGCAUUCUUCUUCACGGCGGCCUUCUUCUUCACGGCGGCACUCUUCUUCACGGCGGCCUUCUUCACGGCGGCCUUCUUCUUCGCGAAGGCCUUCUUCACGGCGGAUGUCUCGAGACUGGUACUCAUCUUCACGGCGACUCUCAUGGACGCUGUGGUAAUCUUGAUCACUGUGCUCCUCUUGGCCACGGAUGCUAUCUGGGAUGUGGUAGCUCUGCUGCACACCCUGGCUCUCUUGGACACUGUGGUAAUCUUGAUCACUUUGUUCCCCUUGGUCACUGGGGGCGUGCUUCACUUCUUCUUCUUCUUGCCAAGUGACGCUUCCCACUGGAUUGAGUCGGAGGGGAUUGCGGUGGAGGAUAUUGGGGUUGCGACCAGGCUUCUUCAUCGGAAGACGGUUGAAGUCGGUGCUCGAGGUAUUGAUCGGCCUGAGUUGCUCGGUGGGGCUUGA
This is a messenger RNA of Penicillium brevicompactum, 849 nucleotides long. RefSeq lists its product as uncharacterized. Bases 1 to 849 code for a protein of 282 amino acids. The transcript has a single exon. The record is from RefSeq and is a predicted model, not a curated record. Lineage: Eukaryota; Fungi; Ascomycota; Eurotiomycetes; Eurotiales; Aspergillaceae.